This is a messenger RNA of Symbiodinium necroappetens, 1734 nucleotides long. The record is from the annotation of a GenBank genome assembly. NCBI's taxonomy places the organism in Eukaryota, Dinophyceae, Suessiales, Symbiodiniaceae.
AUGGCGACAUCCAAUUUGCCGGGCCGAAUCAGCAUCACCGUGAGCGCGGCGUCGGGUGCGAGCUGCACCAUUGCAGCCUUGGCGUCGGGGCGUGUGGACCAACUGCACGGGGCCAUCGAGCGGGUCUUAAGGAUCCCGACCUGCGUGCAGAAUCUGAUCAUUGCUUGCGAGGGCGGCUCACGGGAGAUAAAGAGCCACGAGCUCCUGUCCAGCCUUCCCUUACAAAGCUGCCAGAAUCACUUCACCGUCUUCAACAGCUGGCCGAAGGAUCCCGAAGAAACCGUCGAGAAGCUGAAGGCGGCCUCUCGCUCCCCCACGCCGCUAACUGCAGCAGCUGUCGCACGGUGCUUGAGCUUUGAAGACGGCUAUGUGCAAGCUGCCGCCAUUCAGGCACUCUCAUGGAUGGGAAAGGCGGCCAAGCAGCAUGCGCCUAAAAUUGCCGAGAAGGUGCGGCUGGAGCUGCCGAAGAGGUACCAGCAUGGUUUACGCUUGCCAACCGCGGAGGGCAGACAACAGAGGGCAGUGGCGAUGACCGCCGCAGUCGCUUUGUCCUGGUUAGAGGAGGCCGGAGCCGCCUACGCCUCUGAUAUCCUCCUCUACAGAUGGUGGAAUUUUUCCGACAAGGCCAGGGGCGCUUUUGAGGAGAUGUGCCAGUCGGAGUCAUCCGCAACACGACUUGCUGCAAUGAAGUCGCUUACUGCCCUCUUGGAGAAAGAUGGGUUUGGUCCUGUGGUGCGCUUUGAGUACGAACGUCGCCAAAUUGCCCUACGAUACAUCUGCCAUGCGGUGUUCGAUGAAAGUACCGAGACCAUUUUAGACCAGCUCCUGCAAUUCGGAGAGUACGGAGAAGAUUUCCGUGGCGAGUCCUUUCCCGAGACCGUUUCGACCUUUUGCCGGGCUCUCGCCGCGAAGUUGGAUGGGUACUGGCCGCAGUUCGUAGGCUGGCAGGAGGGCAUCGACGACCAGGACUCCGAAGCGGCCACCCAGGUGGCCACGGCUGCAGUUCGCUACCUCCGACGCCGAUUUCAGCAAUGGCUGGCCGACAGCCAAGCCCCUUUUGGUGCGAUUGAGUCAGCAGGUAUGGAUCUCAUCGAAGACUUCGAGCUUGGCCUCGCCAGCCCUCGAUGGCAGGUGCGCAGGGCGGUCGUGGAGAGUCUCAUUGCGAUUGCUCCAUGGGGUGCUCAUGGUGUGGAUGGCGUGCACCUGAUGCAAAUUAGAGAGAAGCAAAAAGAGGUUUUAGAAGUGAUGGCAAGCUUCCUGGACAAGUACAAGGCGUAUGUGGACGACUCCUCUUCAGUGCGCCAGUGCUUCCAAUCCAUCGGCUUCUACUGCCCAGACGAUGUCUGCUACGAAGACUACUUGGAAGAACGCAGAAAGGAGUGGACGGCGCAAUGGGAAGACUCCCUGAUGCGUGACAAGCAUGGUGGAUAUCUUAAGUCGCAUGCCACCCGCCGGGCACGUCACAACAAGCAGCAUGGCGCCAAUGCAUCGGAGGGACCGUCUACAAUCGCAAGGAAGAAGAAAUGGGAAAGGCGAUCGAAGCCAGCAGAGGUGCAAGACUACGCGGAAAUCAAGAGGAUCAGCCAGCGAGACAUGAAGCAGGAUCGCCAGCUCAAGGCCGCGAUCCUCGGACGCGAGCUCUUCAGCUUUUCCCUGGGCCUCGAAUGCGAGAGCUCGUCGGUCCCUGCCACUGACGUGCAUCUCACAGCUCUGAGAUACGUGGUGAAGGGGUGA